Messenger RNA from Odontomachus brunneus, 2008 nucleotides. Its product is annotated as nucleolin 2-like. Bases 129 to 1394 code for a protein of 421 amino acids. The record is from RefSeq and is a predicted model, not a curated record. NCBI's taxonomy places the organism in Eukaryota, Metazoa, Arthropoda, Insecta, Hymenoptera, Formicidae. Gene Ontology annotation, cellular component: nucleus. Gene Ontology annotation, biological process: mRNA export from nucleus. The transcript is spliced from 7 exons. Gene Ontology annotation, molecular function: mRNA binding.
CCUUGAUGAGAAAUCGGAAUCUCUCAACGACGCCUGCGACAAAGUCGUUGCACGGUAACCGUAACCUGAAAUUACAAUUUUUCGAUUUGGUUGUGUAUCCGCGCUGUCGCGCAGCAGAUUGUUAAGGUAUGGCUGAUAUGGGCCUAAGUUUAGAUGACAUAAUUAAAAAGUCGAAACCACCUGGAAUGCGAGGCAGAGGAGGGAUACGUAGGGGUGUCAGUAGAGGCGCACGGGCGAAUGGUUUUAUAAGAGGACGUGGACCGCAUGUGGUUACGGAUGCAAGAUUUAAGAUAAUACAGAAGAACCGUGAGAAGUUGACCGAUGCCAGGGACAAGCUUGCUGAAAUAGCAAAGCAAAGUGAUGCCAGGCUCAAGUUGGACAAGAUUCGUGCAUCUCAGUAUAAGAAGAUAGAUGCACAGCUUCCAGGAAUAUCACGCAAAACUGGUAGAAAUGGAAGGCUAUCACUAUCAACCAAUAAAGCACCACCUAUGAUGUCACAUGUAUUGCCACCGAAUGUACCGAACAAUUAUAUACCACAGGUAGUGGUGGGCUACAGGCCACCUCCCAUGCCUGAUACCCCUUAUUUGGGAGACAUGAAUAUGGAUUAUAAUAAUGAUUAUCUAAUGGAUUCCUCAUUGAGGAGAACUGUGAGUAACGAGUACGCGCCGACUCCGCCGCCUCCACCUCCUGUGUUCAAUAUUAUCAAGCCGAGUUCUCCUUAUAUCUGGGUGAAGCCCACGAGCAGUAACGUCACUAGAAUUGCGCCUCGGAAAUCUGACAUAGAACGAGAGCGAGAACGACAAAGGGAUUACAAAAUGAUGACUUCUAUGAGAAAAACUGCUUCUCCACCAUACAAGGAAGAUUGGAGUUUUGGUACAAAAACGAGAACAAUUUUAGCUGAAGAAACAACGGAUUCCAAGUAUUAUGAUUCUAGAAGUCUUCGAGAUGUAGGGAUUAAAUCGCGUUUGGACUCAUCCCCUAAUAAAUCGAGAACUAUGGGAGUCAUGUCUCGGCCAAAAGCGAGCUCUAGUUCGUCGACGCAAUCAACGGGCUAUCGAAUCGUAGUAUCCAACUUGCAAGCGAACGUUACGCAAGAAGAUAUCAAGGAAUUAUUCGAAGAUGUCGGAGAACUGCUCGUGUCGAGAUUAGUACGUCCAGGUACGGCAGAAGUGAUCUAUAAAACUCUGAAGGAUGCGACCAAGGCAGUUGAGACUUAUCACAAUCGACAAUUGGACGGUCACCCAAUGAAAUGCCUUCUCGUUAAUCCUCGGCCGAAAAAUAAUCCGACCGGGCCAGCCGUUCGUCCUCUCACGGAAUCAAGGCGCAGUGUCAGUUCGAGUUAUGUACAACCGAGUUUAGGAGCAGUGCAUCGCGCGUUAUUCGACGACUCUUAAUCGAGCGCACCUUCUCGAAUAUAAAUCAUUGAGAAAUAAAAAUGUCAUGUAUAUGUAAUGGACAUCUUACACACAGGAUAAAUUCAAGAAAGUUCGAAAAACUGAGAGAAUAGAGACGAAACGAGAUGAUGAAGAAAGGACGGCAGCUGGCGUCAUGUGCGCUCACGCGUCCUCGAAUUCGAGUCGCAAUGUUAUAUAUCAAUAAACUUGUAUCAUUUAUUAUAUUUCACUCUACGAUGCAGAGCCAGUACGGUUUAUACUGUUCACUAACACUGGAACGCUCCCGUAUUAAAUUCUGAUCUUUUUCUUGGAGUUGCUCCUUUACACUCUAUGUAUUAUUCAAUUGCUGCUUCGUUAUCUCAGGUGUAUGAUGUAAUGUUUACUUUCUUAAGUAUAAUAAAUUGUAUACAUUUAUUCGGCUGUAUGCAUUCACUCGACCGUCUUUCGGUACUGAAGGCGAUAGGAAAAGUCGCGGCGCGUUCUAGUGUUGAAAAAUAUAGGAAAAAUAUAGGAAGUGAUAGGACUAGCAAAGUGGUCGAAAUUGUAUGAGCGUCAAGUGCAAGUUGUUUCUUGUACAUUUAAUAUAUCGGAAUAAAACGAUAUUCACUCAGCGA